Messenger RNA from Caenorhabditis auriculariae, 1277 nucleotides. The record is from the annotation of a GenBank genome assembly. Lineage: Eukaryota; Metazoa; Nematoda; Chromadorea; Rhabditida; Rhabditidae.
AUGUUCGCCCAACACGUCCGAUUCACGACACCAAUGUCCGAUUUUUCUCUGCUUUUUUUGGAACUUUUCCAUGCCCAUUGGUCCCGCGAAAUUCAAAAUAUCGUUCAGACAGUUUGUGGAAAUUAAAGUCUGUUCAGAUUUUGAAUGUCAAGUCGUCGCUCAAGCUCCGCUCAUAAUGGUGCGAUGAACUAAUCAGAGAGCGAGCCAUCCACAGAGCCUUUUCGAAUGACGUCAUUCUACUUGACAUUCAAAAUCUGAACAGACUAUACUUCAAACAGAGCGUUAUCUUUUCUGUCAUAUUUCAUUUUUUUUUUUCGAUUUUUUUUCAAUGCUUAAAUGCAAAAACUUGUCGGUAUAAAAAUAUGACGGGAAAAAACGUCCGGACGUGUUGAAGCAUCCCCAGAAUUACUCAAAAACGUUUAGAGUGCUUUCAGUUAUCGUUACUGAGUUCUUAGACAGAGUUUUGCGAGGACCGUCUUGUCAGCCUAACGGUUCAAUCAUUGUCUGCGCCCAGGCUGAGCGAAGCAUCAAACAAAAACAAGCCCAAAAAGCUCAAGGUUUCUCUAAAUCGAACAUCCGCUUUUUUUCACGACAAAAAAAUGACUCUGGUUAUUUUUUUAUACUGAAAAGGUAAAAAAAUACAAAUUUGAAAAUAUGCGUUUUUUUGGUGAAAAUUUUUGAGUUUGGAUACCAUUUUUUUCAAAAUAAAGUUUCUAAUUUUUUUAAAGUCUGGCCUGGUUUCAAAAAUUCGCGAAAGUUGUCCAAGCCAAACGCACGAGUCCGGACCUCAGUACCGCAAAACGUAAGCGGCCCGGAGCCUAAGAAACGUCCGGGACGAUUUCGAUUUGCGUUACCGAGGUCAGAGCAAUUGAAGCCCAAAGCAAUGGAGCUUGCGCGGGCUCGGACCAAGCCAGGCUUCGAAAAAAGUUUUCAUCCUAACUCAAAAUUUUUUUCCCAAAAAAAUUACUUUUCACUUGUUUCAUCAAGUUAUGGAAUGUAUUGAGGCCUAUAGGUUGACAAUCUGGGCCUCGCACAAUCCUGCUUUAAACGGGUCACGAACAAUUUGUCUUUGAGCCAUUGUGAAUUUACUGUUAUUCACUUUCUCCUUUGCAAUUUAACACGGAAGAAAAAACCCUCAGCUGCUUUUAAGAGCAUUGGGCUGAUACCUGUUUUUCGUUUAGCCGGCCUCCCAGUUGAUCGAUUCCCGUCUCGAGUUUGAAACCGUCGUCGCCACGUUGAGUAAGGAAGGCGGAGUUUUCAUCAUCGCUGUUGACUGA